Messenger RNA from Hemisphaericaspora subhashii, 960 nucleotides. RefSeq names its product class I SAM-dependent methyltransferase. The transcript has a single exon. The coding region runs from base 1 to 960 and encodes 319 amino acids. Lineage: Eukaryota; Fungi; Ascomycota; Pichiomycetes; Serinales; Debaryomycetaceae. The record is from RefSeq and is a predicted model, not a curated record.
AUGACAGAAUUCAAUCAAGACUCCCAUCAAGAAGCCAUCAAGGCCAAUCUCAAAAUGUUCAACGAAGGAUUCGCCAAGAAAUAUGAUCAUUAUGAAUCACAAACCAUCUUUUCCAUCUUAUUUUCCAAAUAUCUUCUUGAAUACGAUUUCAAAAAUCCAACUAAUCGUAAAUCAUUGGCCGAAACGGAACAUGUUAUAGGCGAUCCAUAUAUUCAAAGUAAUGGUUUAUCAGUGGAAAAGGAUUUGCCUGAUCCAAAGACAUAUUUAACCCGAUUUCCAAAUAGUAUUAUUAAGCCCGGAAUUAAAAUGUUGGAUUUUGCAUGUGGUACAGGUUCAGUUACAGAAAUGUUUGUUCCUUAUCUAACCGAUGAAGAAAAAUCAAGUGAAUUAAUUGGAAUGGAUAUCAAUCCUGCAUUUCUUAAACAAUUCGAUCUAAAAGCUGACAAAUACAAUUCCGACAAAUUGGAAUUCAAAUCAUAUCAAUAUGAUCUAUUGGAUGAAUCUGUUCAACUGGAAUUAUCAACAAAAUUUGAAAAUCGAUUUGAUUUGAUUAUAUGUACAUUAGCAUAUCAUCAUAUUGACAAUUAUGAACUCGUUACCAAAAAAUUAGCCACAUUCUUAAAACCCCAAGGAUGGUUAUUUAUAAUCGAUCUCUAUAAUGAAGAUGUCGAUUCACCAACACCAAAUCUUGAAUGUCCUGCAGUUAGACAUAUGGGAGGAUUGAAACUUUCGAAGUUGAAUCAUACUUUGAGUAAUAUUGCAGGGUUGGAGAAUGUUAGUAGUGCUAGACAGUUUAGAACUUAUAUUUGGCAAGAAGAUAUAUUUAUUAAGUUUCAUUCGCCAGAAGCGGUGAUUAAAAAGAUGCAAGCUGGUGAGUUGGAAAGUAAGGAUAUUGGUAAUGAUGAGACUGGAUAUUUGAUUGAAUGUAGUAUUGUUUAUGCAGCAGGUCAAAAGAAGUGA